AUGGUAAAGGCUAUUAGAGAAAAACUUAAAAGCAAUAAACGAAUCUAUCGUAGUCAAUAUCAGCCAGAUAAUGUAAUAGUAGAGUUCGAUUUUAUUGAUUCUGCAUUUAAACCUGAUCUUAAACAUAUUGAGCCUGAGUACUAUGCUAUAUGUCUAUUACAUUUACAAGACAAGGUUAUUAAUAUGGUUAGGAAGCAUUUUAAUAUGCAUUCAAAAAUUCCAAUUAAUGCUAUAGGGCAAUUUCUUACAGCUAAUAAAAUUCGAAGAAAUGCAGUUCAUGAAAUUUAUGAAUUUUAUGGGUGCUCUGGGCCUGUUUGGUACGAAUUACAAUUCCAUCAUGUAAAACUAACAUGCUUGUUGAAUCCCAUUGGAGGGUUCUUAAGCAUUGUUAUCUUUACAGAUUCAAUAGACCACCUUUUUUGGAUUAUUUGUACACGUGUUGUUCCUGAUCAAAUUAUUCAAUUUAAUCAAAUACAUUUAGAACGAAUAGCACCCUCUUGGUUUAAUGAAUUCAAAAAUAAUUGGAAACAACUUAUAAUGAGACCAAUUUCUGGUAGUGAUGGAAAACGUUAUUUUGUAGACUUAAAUCGUUGA
Cetraspora pellucida is the source of this 594-nucleotide messenger RNA. NCBI's taxonomy places the organism in Eukaryota, Fungi, Glomeromycota, Glomeromycetes, Diversisporales, Gigasporaceae. The record is from the annotation of a GenBank genome assembly.